AUGUUUAGGGCAAUUGCUGAGGAACAUAAGGAAAAACAAAAGGAAAAAAAGGCACAUAUGAAAGAGCUUGAAACAAAAAUUGUCGAUCAGUCUCUUCCAGCACUUAGCGAUGCAGUCUUUGAAAAAUUAACAAAAGGAUCAGAGGAAAUUCUUACAAACCAAAAAGAAAUAGACUGUAGAUGCAAAACAGUUCGCGAAGAGUGGGAAAAGCUUAACAAUGAGCUCGGAAAGUGGGCAACUAUGAUUAAUGACCUUGAUCGUGCUGUUAAAGAAAUUGGAGAUGUUCGUGCAUGGUCACAACAAAUACAGGCUCAAGUUCAAGAGGCUGUCGAGCGUCUUGACAAGCAAUAA
This is a messenger RNA of Trichomonas vaginalis G3, 351 nucleotides long. RefSeq names its product BLOC-1 complex subunit 1 family. The record is from RefSeq and is a predicted model, not a curated record. Gene Ontology annotation, cellular component: BLOC-1 complex. Gene Ontology annotation, biological process: endosomal transport. NCBI's taxonomy places the organism in Eukaryota, Parabasalia, Trichomonadida, Trichomonadidae. The coding region runs from base 1 to 351 and encodes 116 amino acids. The transcript has a single exon.